AAAAAAAAAAUCUAACUUUAGUUUGUAAUUUAUUAAAAGAUAACCCAAUAAUAUUAUCAUAAUAUAGCAUUUAUUAAUAUAUUAGGAAACAUUAAUACUUAUAAUAUAAACAAAAUAAAUUAGCUAGUUAGCAUGUCCUUAGUUAAUCCUUUUGAAAUUUUAGACAACAUUGGGAGCCCCAGAGUUUUUGACAUCCAUAGCUAAUAAAAUAUUGUGGCGUAUGAAUCAGGAAACGGCAUAUUGUUGUGGGAUUUAGAAGUUGAUAAGAAAGUUAAACUUCAUAACCAUGAGAGUUAAGUAUAAGCAGUCUUUUUUGGAGGAAGUUUAGAUGAUAAAUAUAUUAUUAGUUUAGAUGGAUAAUUUAAAGUUAGCAUUUUUAUCAGCGAAUGGGAUUCUCUUCGAAGAGUUCAUUAGAUUUAUGUUCCACAAAAAAAUAGGAAGAAACCAGUAAAAAGUGUGAUUGCUAAUUAUGACAAGAAAAACAGUUUAAUCCUCGUAUUAGAAAAUGAAGAUAAUGGAGGCUAUCGUUUAUCAGUGUGGGAAUUUAAAAACGAAAAACUGUCACUUUAAUUUAUCAGUGACAUAGAUAAUAAUAGCUGCGGGUUGUUUAUUGAUAGUUUCAAUAUUGUAGACUAAACUCAUUCAUCUUCAACAUAAAUUGCUAUUGCAGAAAAAAAUUGUGUGAAAUACUUCAAAAUUUUAGAAUAAAAUUAGGUCAUUCUGACAAACAGAGUCCACCUUAAAGAAAAUGUUAUCAACAUGCACAUUAAUUAAACGUAUAACAUAGUUGUCGCCCUUCUUCAUUCUGGAAAAGUUAUUUUAAUUGAUUAAAUGGGUGAACUAGUUAGCUAAAUUAGACAUGAUCAAUAUAUAUUCAACAGCAUUUCGACUUCAGAAAAUUUAGUCUUUUGUGGAGCAAGUAAUGGAAAUAUAUGUGUUUAUGAUAUUAGUACUUGCAAAAUAGUAUAAGAAAUUCUUUAUGAUUUCUCUAUCAGGAAAAGCGCAACUAUAAAUGUCAAACCUUAAAAUGAUAUUUUAAUUUCCUCAAACUCUCAAAGAAAAUCAUUUGGUUCAAGUUUUGACUACAAAGUUAGAAAUAACGAAAUCAAGAAAAAAAACUUUGGUCCUCCUAUCUGCAGCCUUAAAAACUCAAGUGAUGGAAAUUUAUUGGUUGUAAUUUACUCAGAUGGCACAACAAUUGUAAUGGACUCAAAGAGCUAAUCAAUCAUUCAUAAGUAAGUAGGACAUACAGGAAGGAUAAAUUAAAUAGCAUGGGAUAGGAUGAAUAAAAAAAGAUUUUAUGCAGUAGCCGAUGAUGGCUUUUUAUCACUUUGGGAUUUUAAUGGAGAUAGAUGGUUACCUAAAAUGGUUGAUUUAUCAUAAGCAUUUGAUAACUCAAUAAAUAGCUUCAGUAAAACAAACUAACAAAUCUUUUCCGAGUACCAUUUAAGAGAAAAAUCAGAUGAAGGAGAAACUAACAACAGUAAGCAAAAAGCCAUCUAAAUAAAAAGUAUCUGCUUGAAUUCGCUAAAAGAAGAAAUAUAUUGUGGGGAUAAUAAAGGAAAUUUAUAUAUACUAGACCAAACAAGUGGCAAAUAUAUUAAUAAAUACAAUCUAUCAGGAUUUAAAAUCUGCUAAAUGUCAAUUUCUCCAGGUUUUAAAUAUUUGGGAGUAUAUUUGGUGACAGGACUAACAUUACUCUUUGAUUGUACAAAUAGAUUUUAGCUAUAGAUAAAAUUGGAAGAUUCUUAAGAAAAACAAGCAUAUUCCAUUAAUCCAGGUAUAAUUUUACUUGAAGAUUCAACAAAUGCAAAAUAGUCUUUCAAAGAUAGCUUUAGUUUAAAUACUAUCAAUAAUGUAGACAAGAGCUUUUUAUCCAUAUUGCAUGGAACUAAUAAUAAAUCAAAGCAGUAUUAUCAUUCAAGUAAAAGUGAUAAUAAAUUCUUAGCAAUAACAGUACAUAGCCAAAACUCGCUAAGGCUGCAUUCUAUCUCUUAAACUGAUAUCAAUUAAAUGAACUCUAUAGUUAUUGCAAAUUUUUCAGUUGAAGGAUUAAUACAAUCUUUUGCUAUACAUCCAAGUAACUAGUAUGUGCUUAUUCUUUCAAAUAUUGGCUAUGUUUAUGUUUUUAAUAUUAAGAGUUCUGAACUUAGAGGCAAAAUUGAUGUACCUAGACAUUCCUAAAGAAUAAGUAUUGAUCCAAGUGGACUGUAUUUUAGUAUUACAGCGUUUAGUUCUUUGGGAGAGGAUAAAGAGUAAUAUUUAAACGCUAAUAUUUUCAAUAGCAGUUAUAAUUCAGUAAUGAGAACAGAUAAAUCUACACUUACUAUUUACAAUCCUCAGAAAGAAGUUGAUUUAUUCUUUAAAAAAAAACCUGAUGUCAAGCCAAAUAGAGUAGUAUUAUAUGAAAUCGGAACAGGAAAUUUAGUUGGUGAAAUACCAAGUCUAUUUAACAUUGAAUGUAUAUAAUUUUCUGACGAGGGCAAAUUCUUGUGCAUAGGUAGUAACACUGGUAUUCUUUCAUUGUGGUCAACUUGUUAAGAAGUGAGAGAAAAUAUAUUUGAAGUUUUAGAUUAAAUGAAAGUAAAAGAAGAUUUUUGGAGAGAUUUCCCAAUUUAUUUAGCACCCAAAGAAAAUUUACUUGAAGAUAAUAUUUAUGCUAACAACGACAACAAUAAUAACAAUGAUCAAACAAAUAAUGAAGACUACAGAGAAAAAGAAAAAAAACCCUAAGAUGAUAUCAGUGUAAAUCUAUCAACAAGAAGCAUUUAGAUAGGUACUAACUAUUUCUAGAAGCAAGGAGUUCCUAAAACUGGAAGAAAUUCAAUCAAAGACAAAGAGACAAGCCGUAUAAUCGAACCCAAAGGAUUUUACAAUAAUUAAUAGUUUUCACCAGAAUAAGAAAAAUAAUAAUAACUUAAAGUAAAAUCUAUGCAAUUUUAUGAUACUUAAAACAAAUUACCUUUGAGUAGUGUAGGAGGAACUUUUAACAACUUGCAAUUUAAAAAUUAUGAUUAAAAUUAAAAUGAUUAAGGAAAUUAUGAUAGAUUUUAUAGAAGUAAGAAUGAUCUUUUUGCUAUAUAGAAAUAACUCUAAAAUCCACCUAAAACUGAUAUACCACCUUAAGAAUCAAUUAAAGCUUAAUAAGAAAGAUCAAAUUUAACUCAGGAAAAACUCAGAGAAUUAAAUUUUAGAAACAGAGAAUUUGAUAGAUAAAAUGAAAAGUAAAUCGAAUAGUAAAAAAAUGCUCCUAAAGACAAUUAUAUAUAUCCCAUUGGUUAAACAUUCACGCCUAUUUCUUAAAAGCAAUAAUAAGAGUAAUUUUAAAAUCAUGUUUAGUAAUAGUCAUAAGAAAGAGGAGCUAUAGGAAAUCAAUAUUAGUAAUUUAGGUAAAAUCCAAGAGAAAGAUAGUAAGAACCAUCUGAUAUUGAUGAUGAUGUAAUAGUAAAAUAAUUAACCUAAUAAAAUAAUGAAUAAUCUCCUGAUGAAGUCGCUUGGAGGGAACAACAAUGUUAAAAUAAAAAAGUAUUUUCAAACAAUCAAAUGAGAAAACCUAUAAAUAAUAAUAUAAGAGUUUCUUAAGAAUAUGAUGAUAUUCCAAGUCCUUCUAGUAUGAAGUAGAGUGAAAGGUCAGAUUCUCAGUUUGACUAAAUUGAAAGAUUUGAAGCAAAAUUAAAAAAUAACAAGGCUCAAUAAUCAUAGUAUUCAAGAUAGUAUUAAUAUUAACAGCAAUGA
Molecule: messenger RNA, 3735 nt
Organism: Tetrahymena thermophila SB210
Lineage: Eukaryota; Ciliophora; Oligohymenophorea; Hymenostomatida; Tetrahymenidae
Product: WD40 repeat protein
Exons: 14
Biological process (GO): cilium assembly
Molecular function (GO): protein binding
Source: RefSeq, a predicted model, not a curated record